Molecule: messenger RNA, 1275 nt
Organism: Anneissia japonica
Lineage: Eukaryota; Metazoa; Echinodermata; Crinoidea; Comatulida; Comatulidae
Product: transcriptional regulatory protein AlgP-like
Exons: 4
Coding region: 13-1245 (410 amino acids)
Biological process (GO): nucleosome assembly
Cellular component (GO): nucleosome
Molecular function (GO): protein heterodimerization activity; DNA binding; structural constituent of chromatin
Source: RefSeq, a predicted model, not a curated record
UUGAAAACAAUUAUGUCUGGACGCGGUAAAGGAGGAAAAGGGCUUGGAAAAGGAGGCGCUAAGCGUCAUCGUAAGGUGUUGCGUGAUAACAUCCAGGGUAUCACCAAACCAGCUAUCCGUCGUCUUGCUCGUCGUGGUGGUGUGAAGCGUAUCUCUGGUCUCAUCUACGAAGAGACCCGUGGUGUGUUGAAAGUAUUUCUUGAAAAUGUCAUCCGUGAUGCUGUCACAUACACCGAGCACGCCAAGAGAAAGACCGUCACCGCCAUGGAUGUCGUCUAUGCCUUGAAGAGACAAGGCCGAACCCUGUACGGAUUCGGUGGAUCUAAGAAGGCUGCUCCUAAAAAGCCAGCAUCUCAUCCAACUUACAUUGAGAUGAUCACUGCUGCCAUCGGUGCUUUGAAAGAAAGAAAUGGUUCUUCUCGUCAGGCAAUCGCCAAGUACAUUCAAGCCAACUACAAGGUUGAUGCUGGCAGCAUGAACACCCACCUUAAGAUCGCUUUAAAACGCGGGGUUGAUAGCGGAAAACUAGCCCAGCCCAAAGGCACAGGCGCUAGCGGAUCGUUCAAACUAAACCAGGCUGCAGCCAAAGCAGAUGCAGCUGCAAAGGCUAAAAAAGAAAAGGCUAAGAAGAAGGCAGCAGCAGAAAAAGAAAAGAAAGCUGUAAAGAAAGCGACAAAGAAAGCUAAGAAACCAGCUGCCAAGAAGGCUAAGAAGCCAGCAAAGAAGGCUUCCAAGUCACCAAAGAAGGCAAAAAAGCCAGAGAAGAAAGCGGCCAAGCCAAAGAAGACAAAGUCUCCUAAAAAGGCCAAGGCAAAGAAGCCAAAAGCCAAGAAGUCUACCAAGUCUCCAAAGAAAUCUAAGAACUUACAGUUAAAGCGAAUUCUAGCCGACAUCACACUUCGGAUCGAACUUCGAAUAUUAACAGUAAUCAACAUGUCUGGACGUGGUAAAGGAGGAAAAGGACUUGGAAAAGGAGGCGCUAAGCGUCAUCGUAAGGUUUUGCGUGAUAAUAUCCAGGGUAUCACCAAACCAGCUAUCCGUCGUCUUGCUCGUCGUGGUGGUGUAAAGCGUAUCUCAGGUCUCAUCUACGAAGAGACCCGGGGUGUAUUGAAAGUAUUCCUUGAAAAUGUCAUCCGUGAUGCUGUAACAUACACCGAGCAUGCUAAGAGAAAGACCGUCACCGCCAUGGAUGUCGUCUACGCUUUGAAAAGACAAGGCCGAACCCUGUACGGAUUCGGUGGAUAAGCUGUUCACCUGUCAAACCAAACGGCUCUU